GGGCGUGUAUUUGAACAAAUCCUAAAAGGCAGCCAGGUAAGAGACAGGCAGAGUGAGCGAGUGAGCCCAAAAGGUAGGUAGCAGACAUAAAUAGAGUAGUGAGAUGGGGAGUAUGUUAUUAACAGACGCACUGGGUUCGCUCACUCGAAUACCUUCAACAACCAUUUCUACAAAGCACACUUUCUCUUUACUUGUCAAAAGAACCCCAAUUAAACGAUUCUUUUCUUCUUCAAUUAGGGCCAUGUCCUACGACAAGGAACUCGCUGCUGCUGUCAAGGCUGCAGCUCUGGCUUCUCGCCUCUGUCAGAAGGUGCAAAAGGCAUUGUUGCAAUCAGACGUCCAUUCUAAAUCUGAUAAAAGUCCAGUUACGGUGGCUGAUUAUGGUUCACAAGUUCUAGUCAGUUUUGCUUUGGAGAAAGAAUUACCAGCAAUGGCAUUCUCGCUAGUGGCUGAAGAGGACUCUGGAGACCUCCGCAAGGAAGAAGGAAAAGAAACGCUACAACGAAUAACAGAGCUUGUCAAUGAUACUCUCGCCAGCGAUGGAACAUAUGAUGUGUCUCCCUUAACGGAAGAAAAUGUGCUUAGAGCCAUUGACAACGGCAAGUCUGAAGGAGGUUCUCAUGGACGGCAUUGGGUUUUGGAUCCAAUUGAUGGUACUAAAGGGUUUGUAAGGGGAGAUCAAUAUGCAAUAGCUCUAGGUUUGCUAGAUGAAGGGAAAGUUGUUUUGGGUGUCCUAGCCUGUCCAAAUCUUCCUCUAGGAUCUGUUAACAGCAAAGAUCCGAAUGACAAAGUUGGUUGCCUUUUCUCUGCCCAAAUUGGCGGUGGAACCUAUAUGCAGUCUCUUGAUGGGUCUGCACCUGUAAAGGUCCAUGUAAGUGCUACUGAAAAUCCUGAAGAAGCAUCCUUUUUUGAAUCAUAUGAAGCAGCACACUCUUCCCAUGACUUGUCUAGCUCCAUUGCAAAGAAACUGGGUGUCAAAGCACCACCUGUCAGGAUUGAUAGUCAAGCUAAAUAUGGUGCUCUCUCCAGAGGAGAUGGAGCAAUAUAUCUGCGCUUCCCACAUAAAGGUUACCGUGAAAAAAUUUGGGACCAUGCUGCUGGAUACAGUGUUGUUACAGAAGCUGGAGGGGUUGUAUCAGAUGCUGGAGGGAACCCUCUAGACUUUUCCAAGGGAAGGUAUCUUGAUCUUGACACAGGUAUAAUUGUUACAAACCAGAAAUUGAUGCCUUCUCUCCUCAAGGCAGUCAAAGAAUCUCUAAGCGAGAAUGCUUCGGCUUUGUAAUAAUGUUGAAGCUUUUUCAACGUUGAUAUUGUAAUUUGUAAACACUUGAAACUGGCUACCUUUUUCCAUCCAGUUUUACAAAUUUAAAAAUAAAGCUUUAUUUAAUAAUAUAUUGUUCAGGUGUUUAGCUGA
Messenger RNA from Daucus carota subsp. sativus, 1414 nucleotides. RefSeq names its product SAL1 phosphatase. The transcript has 8 exons. The record is from RefSeq and is a predicted model, not a curated record. Lineage: Eukaryota; Viridiplantae; Streptophyta; Magnoliopsida; Apiales; Apiaceae. Gene Ontology annotation, biological process: sulfate assimilation. Gene Ontology annotation, molecular function: 3'(2'),5'-bisphosphate nucleotidase activity. The coding region runs from base 104 to 1282 and encodes 392 amino acids.